AUGAUAUUGAUCUUAUACCUCAUAUACAAUUUGUAUGCAAAACACGCCACUAAUCAAGCAGAAUCAUUGAAAUCACUAUCAAAUGAUCUAUAUACUGAUUCAUUUCGUUUUAUAUCUGAACUGUUACAAAAUGCGGACGAUGCAUCACUACCCAAUGUCUUAAAUAAUCGAUCAAAAGUGACAAUUGCUACAAUCAAUAAUUAUCUAAUUAUUGCUCUUAAUGAUAUCCCGUUUAGAAAUAAGGAUUUAAGAACCGUAUCGUCUAUCAACAAUGGAACAAAAAUUAAAGAUCAACUGAAGAUAGACUAUAAAGGACUCGAUUUUAAAGCUGUAUUUGGAAAAUCCAGUUAUGUAUUGAUUUAUACAGCCGGUGAAAAUUUUCGUUUUGAUUCAUCUUACUUUGAUUCAUCCAGUAAUUUUCCUUGA
Molecule: messenger RNA, 426 nt
Organism: Didymodactylos carnosus
Lineage: Eukaryota; Metazoa; Rotifera; Eurotatoria; Philodinida; Philodinidae
Source: the annotation of a GenBank genome assembly